AUGGCGUCCUCAUCUGACGAUGAUGUCCCUUUGAGCAAGAUCAAGCGUACAAAUGGCACACCAGCUUCGCCCAAAUCUUCGGCUGUCAUUCCUGCCGCCGUCGACCGUCAAAUGGACAAGCAGGUCCCUACCAAUGGCGAGACUUUGCCCGGUGUAUCUAUCCGCAACGGGCCCAUUACCGAGGAUGUCCCAAUGAAAGACGUCAACGGCUCGUCCUCCAAUGUCAAGCGGAAAGUCAGCCGGCCCAGCUAUGCUGAAGACGAUAGCGAGGACGACGAUGACAAGCCUAUUAUCAAGAAACGCAAGGUCGAGCCUCCCAAGGAGACUGCUGUUGAAUCGGACUCAGACAUCCCACUAUCCAAGUCGAAGACGAAUGGCGCUAUUGGAGAAGACUCGGACUCGGAUGUUCCCAUCCAGAAAAAGCUAGUCAAGGAGAAGCAGAAGAUCGAAAAACGCGCAGAAAAAGAAGCUGUCAAGAUUCGCCAGGCUGAGAAGCCAGCAAAGAAGGUGAAGAAGGAAGAGUCUUCCGACGACGAUGUUCCUCUCAAGAAAUCCAAGGCGCCUGCGAGCUCUUCAAAGCCGAAGCCCAAACCCAAGAAGGAGUCGCCAGCACCCAAGAAGGCUGGCGGCAAGAAGGCUGUGAAGAAAGAAGAAUCCGAAGAGCCAGAAGACGACGAAGACGAGGGCAACAAUUGGUGGGAUGACCCGACCAAGAGCGAUGGCACAAAGAAGUGGGACACCUUGGAGCAUAGUGGCGUUGUGUUCCCUCCUGAUUAUCAGCCACUGCCGCAGAAUGUCAAGAUGAAGUACGACGGCGUCCCAAUCACCCUUCAUCCUGACGCAGAGGAAGUCGCCAGCUUCUUCGGCUCCAUGUUGAACUCGACUCACAACGUCGAAAACCCGACCUUCCAGAAGAAUUUCUUCCAUGACUUCAAGGAAAUAAUCACCAAGACGGGCGGCGCGAAGAAUAAAGACGGCGAGAAAGUGCCCAUCAAAGACUUCACAAAGUGCGAUUUCAAGCCAAUCUUCGACUACUACGAUGCACAAAGGGAAGCCAAGAAAGCUCUGCCUGCGGCCGAAAAGAAGAAGCUUAAGGCCGAGAAGGAUGAAGCCGAGGCCAAGUACAUGUACUGUAUCUGGGAUGGCAAGAAGCAGAAGGUCGGCAACUUCCGCGUCGAACCGCCUGGCUUGUUUCGCGGUCGAGGAGAGCAUCCAAAGACUGGCCACGUCAAGACUCGCGUCAAGCCCGAGCAGAUCACCAUCAAUAUAGGCAAAGAAGCCACUGUACCGCCGCCACCGCCAGGCCACAAGUGGAAGGAGAUCAAGCACGACAAGGAAGGCACCUGGCUGGCGAUGUGGCAGGAAAACAUCAAUGGCAACUAUAAGUAUGUCAUGCUUGCGGCUAGUUCUGAUGUCAAAGGCCAGAGCGACUACAAGAAGUUCGAAAAAGCCCGCGAGCUGAAGAAGCACAUCGACAAGAUCCGCAAGGACUAUCGCAAGAACCUGAAGGCCGAAAUGAUGGCUGAUCGACAGAAAGCCACCGCCAUGUACUUCAUCGAUCAAUUCGCUCUCAGAGCAGGGAAUGAGAAAGGUGAUGAUGAGGCCGACACGGUCGGCUGCUGCUCCCUCAAAUACGAGCACAUCACUUUGAAGGAGCCCAGCACUGUUAUCUUCGAUUUCUUGGGUAAAGACAGCAUCCGCUUCCACGAAGAGUUCGAAGUCGACAAACAGGUCUUCAAAAACCUCAGGAUCUUCAAGAAAGCACCGAAGCAGGAGGGCGACGAUAUUUUCGAUCGCCUGAACACGACUCAACUGAACAACCACCUCAAGAACUACAUGCCUGGUCUGACGGCCAAGGUGUUCCGUACAUACAAUGCGUCGUACACCAUGUCUACUCUUCUCAGGGACAUGAAGGCAGAGGGAAGCCACGCUGAGAAAGUCAAGCAGUACAACGAUGCAAAUCGGAAGGUAGCCAUUCUUUGCAACCAUAAACGAACCGUUGGAGCCAGCCACGAGAAUCAGAUGGAAAAGCUCGGUGAUCGCAUCAAAGCGCUUCGGUAUCAGCAAUGGCGCCUGAAGCAGAUGAUUCUCGAUGUCGAUCCUAAGCAGAAGAAGAAGAAAGGCGCCGAGUGGUUCGAGCUGCCAGGCGACAUCAACGAGGAAUGGAUUCACGAGCACCAGGCCUACCUUGUCGAAGAAGCCAAGACGAAGAUUACGAAGAAGUUCGAAAAGGACAACGAGAAGCUCAAAGCCGAGGGUGAGAAGGAAUUGAAGCAUAAGGAGCUCGAAGAACGACUUGAUGCCGCCAAGGAACUCGAGAAGAAAUACAAAAAGGAGAACAAGUCGAAGAAGGUUGAAGCUGAGGGCAAGUCCCCGAGCGUGGAAAAGUUUGAGGAGAACAUCAAGAAAUUCGACCAGCGCAUCGAGAACAUGCAGCUGCAGGCCGAAGACAAGGAGAGCAACAAGGAGGUUGCUCUGGGCACGUCUAAGAUCAACUACAUCGAUCCUCGUCUCACGGUCGUCUUCGUGAAGAAGUUCAACGUUCCGAUCGAGAAGUUCUUCUCCAAGACACUUCGAGAAAAGUUCGAAUGGGCUAUCAAAAGUGUUGACGAGAAUUGGGAGUUCUGA
Molecule: messenger RNA, 2628 nt
Organism: Cyphellophora attinorum
Lineage: Eukaryota; Fungi; Ascomycota; Eurotiomycetes; Chaetothyriales; Cyphellophoraceae
Product: DNA topoisomerase 1
Exons: 5
Coding region: 1-2628 (875 amino acids)
Biological process (GO): chromosome segregation; DNA topological change; DNA replication
Cellular component (GO): nucleolus; chromosome
Molecular function (GO): DNA binding; DNA topoisomerase type I (single strand cut, ATP-independent) activity
Source: RefSeq, a predicted model, not a curated record